Messenger RNA from Pomacea canaliculata, 1440 nucleotides. RefSeq lists its product as uncharacterized. The record is from RefSeq and is a predicted model, not a curated record. NCBI's taxonomy places the organism in Eukaryota, Metazoa, Mollusca, Gastropoda, Architaenioglossa, Ampullariidae. The transcript is spliced from 4 exons. The coding region runs from base 262 to 669 and encodes 135 amino acids.
CGUGCGUUGGUGUGUGCGUUGGUGUGUGUGUGUGUGUGUGUAUGUGUGUGUGUGAGAGAGAGAUCUGAAGGCCAUGCCAGAUGUGCUGUCGGAAUUCGCCGAGUCUUGUCGGAGUUCCGCCACUUCGCCCACGUCUGGCGCUGAAAGGACAGAGAGCAGACCGCUGUGUUCAUCAGACCGCCCGCAGCGUGACGACAGUCGACUGGAGGAUCCGCUCACAACACGCAGCAUCCCGUAUCUGAAACAGGUGAAAAACAAGCAAUGAUUUUUCAAGUCUUCGUCAUCGUGGCCACGAUGGGGAUGUUGGCGCUGAGAGUGACUACGUCGAACGCCAUCGCUGGCGACGUCCUCAACUCCACGUGCUCAGAGGCUUGCAAGGACUGGGAGGACUGGCGAAGAGAAUGUUUCCUGACCCAGUGUCAAACAUUGAUGGAGAAAGGAGGCAACUGGUUUCCGUGUUACCAGAGCUGUUGGCACAAGUCGCGGUCCUGUCUGGCCGAGUGCGCUGACAUUUUCUGGGAGUUGUACACCAAGUGCAGCGCCAAAUGUCGCCUAGGACACCAUUUCCUGCAUGGCUGUCUACACUCCUGCAUCGUCAAAGGCUUUCUUAAUACACGAAAAACGGAAGCGUCUCCCAUGAAAAGGUAUUUAAUGCCAACGAUGACCUGAUACGAUCAUCGACGGCGCGAAAGACCCUAACGGUGGAAGCACUCAUCUCCCGCAACCUCAACAACAGAUGUGAUUAUGGUACUUGACGAUACUGCUUUUAGUCAUAGAGUGCCUGGAGAUAAAGUUUCACAUGCAAGACACAUCAGCAUUAACUUGGCUUUGUCAUUGCCAUCUUGGCCGCUUACUCCAGGCGCUACAUUCAGCGGCUUCAACCAGCUCCUUGUCUCUUUUGUCGUUGCAGUGACCUGUGUUCACCUCUUAAUUCGUCCCACACACAAAGACUGAUUAGCACAAUAAGGUAACUUCGAAUCCCUGGACAUUCAUCAGCUGCUGAGGAUUUUAGGGCUAAUGGCAUUUGAUAGUGGCCAUGCUGCACAAUGCAACAAUCUGUGUUGUUUUACUGAAGCUUGUAACCCCGAUGUAAAUAUAAAGUUUUAUUUAACAGGCUAAUAACAUAAUAUAAAGUAAAAGUAAUCAAGAUUAAUGUUACUUUUUAAGUCUAUCGACUGCAAAGGCUGUCAGCUGUCAAAUAAAUGCAAAUAUCGAAGUAAUUUGUUCGCUUUUAUUUGUCUUUUUUCACUUCCUGGAGUCGUGUUCUUAAUUCUUUUUUCUUCUUCUGUAUGCGUACGUGCAUGCGUGCGCGCGAGCUCGCGUUCAUACGUGCGCGUAUUCGCUCUUGAUGUUUUCUACCAUUUGAAAGAUUUUCUUUUCCCUUUCUCUGGUUAGAGUGAUGAUGAUAAUGAUAAAUUCCCAGUCCUGUUUCACUUUGCA